Molecule: messenger RNA, 1633 nt
Organism: Arabidopsis lyrata subsp. lyrata
Lineage: Eukaryota; Viridiplantae; Streptophyta; Magnoliopsida; Brassicales; Brassicaceae
Product: UDP-glycosyltransferase 71B5
Exons: 1
Coding region: 105-1505 (466 amino acids)
Molecular function (GO): UDP-glycosyltransferase activity
Source: RefSeq, a predicted model, not a curated record
UGGGGAUGUAAUAAACAAGUUGUUAAGUAUAAUAUAUAAUACACAUUCUACUUGAUUAACUCCGACUCUACCAAUCAACCAAAAGUCGAAACCCAAAAACAGAAAUGAAGAUCGAGCUCGUGUUCAUACCGUUGCCGGGAAUUAGUCAUCUCCGACCAGCCGUGAAGCUCGCAAAGCAACUCAUCGAGAGCGACGACCGUCUUUCGAUCACCGUAAUCAUCAUCCCUUCAAGAUUCGAUGCCGGUGAUGCAUCCGCCUCUAUCGCACCUCUCACGACGGAUCGCCUCCGUUACGAAGCCAUCUCCGUCUCAAAAGAACCACCAACCUCCGAUCCCACGGAUCCGGCUCAAGUUUACAUCGAGAAACAAAAGUCAAAAGUGAGAGAUGCAGUCGCCAGAAUCGUUGAUCCAACACGAAAGCUCGUUGGAUUCGUGGUGGAUAUAUUUUGUUCCUCGAUGAUUGAUGUAGCUAACGAAUUCGGAGUUCCGUGUUAUAUGAUCUACACAUCGAACGCUACGGUUCUAGGAAUCAUGCUUCACCUUCAACAAAUGUACGAUCAAAAGAAGUAUGACGUCAGUGAGUUGGAAGAGUCAGUCAACGAGUUGGAGUUUCCGUCUCUGAGUCGUCCUUAUCCAGUGAAGUGUCUUCCUCAUUUCCUCACUUCAAAGGAGUGGUUACUUCUCUUUCUAGCACAAGCCAGGUAUUUACGGAAGAUGAAAGGUAUUUUGGUAAAUACAGUUGCUGAGCUUGAACCUUACGCUUUGAAAAUGUUCAACAAUGUUGAUCUUCCUCAAGCUUAUCCGGUAGGACCAGUGUUGCAUUUCGACGACGAUGAAAAGCAAUCAGAGAUUUUGCAGUGGCUCGAUGAGCAACCCCCUAAAUCUGUUGUGUUUCUCUGUUUUGGGAGCUUGGGAGGCUUCACGGAGGAACAAGCUAGAGAAAUGGCCAUUGCGCUUGAUCGUAGCGGUUAUCGGUUUCUUUGGUCUCUCCGUCGUGCAUCGCCGAAUAUAAUGACCGACCGUCCUAGAGAUUUCACGGAUUUGGAUGAAGUUCUCCCGGUGGGGUUCCUAGAUCGGACAUUGGAUAGAGGGAAGGUGGUGGGAUGGGCACCACAAGUGGCAGUGCUAGCAAAACCGGCGAUAGGAGGAUUUGUCACUCAUUGUGGGUGGAACUCAAUGCUUGAAAGCUUGUGGUUCGGUGUUCCGAUGGUGACAUGGCCGCUCUACGCCGAGCAGAAGAUAAACGCGUUUGAGAUGGUGGAGGAGCUGGGAUUGGCCGUGGAGAUACGUAAGUACUUAAAAGGAGAUUUGUUCGCCGGAGAGAUGGAGACAGUUACGGCCGAGGAUAUAGAGAGAGCUAUCAGACGUGUGAUGGAGCAGGAUAGUGAUGUAAGGAAUAGAGUGAAGGAAAUGGCUGAGAUGUGUCAUGUGGCGUUAAUGGACGGUGGAUCUUCGAAGACUGCUUUGCAAAAGUUUAUUCAAGACGUGAUAGAGAAUGUUGCUUAAAUUGGAUUGAGAGAAUCAGUUUCAAUUGUUUUGAUUUUAAGAACCAAACUCAUAUGGCUGGCUAUUCUACUCUCCAACAGAUAGUGAUUUUAGGUUUGUCCGCUGAAAUUUAGUUUCCCGCUUACUCA